AUGGCCCUGACUUGGGCGCGGGCUGCUGCCGGCCUGGGCUCACUGAGUUCGUUGCCUUGUGCAGCAGGGGGCCUCGUGCGGUUCUUGUGCGAUGAGCAGUGGAGUUGCUUCACCAGUUCAGAAGACAAGGAAGACUGCUUCCGAGGGAGGUCGGAAAGUUCAUGUUGCCGAGCCACGGAGCUGAUAGAGCGAAUGAUGGAGGUGGACAUGGAGGGAGACAAGUUCGUUGAUCCGGAUCACAUGCGAGAUGUCUGCUUGCAGUUGCUACAGUUUCCAAGGGCCUCUGAUGAGGUGGAGGCACAGCUGACAAGGUGCUCACGUGGUUUCAUUGGAAAUGCAAUGCUGUCGGGCGUCGUACUUUCCCUCGCAGAGCCUAGUAACAACCGAACAUGCUCGGAAGCCUGGAUGCGCGCCAGAUAUCCAAUCCAUCCGGUGCAAGAGAAGUCUGACUACGAUUAUGGGUGGUACCGAAUGGAGCCAUGGGCUUCCACUUAUGCGAAGCACUUCCGGGCACCCGUUUCUUCGAUGCUGCA
Messenger RNA from Symbiodinium necroappetens, 533 nucleotides. The record is from the annotation of a GenBank genome assembly. Lineage: Eukaryota; Dinophyceae; Suessiales; Symbiodiniaceae.